GGGGAUAUGUAUAUCUACAUGCACAAGAGGAGGAGAGCGGCGAAGGGGUCGAUAGUAAUUAAAAAACAAGAAAAAAACAAGGGUGUCGCAAUUAGUUAGUAAGAGGAGGAGGGGGGGCGUUGUUGAGGACGGACGUAGUGGGGUUUUUUUAAUCUAUGCGAUUGGUCGGACGAGGAGUUUGGUGGAGUGCGUUGGUGAUCUCCUCCUUGUUUACUCUCUCGAUUAGGUGGGGGUUGUGUUUUGAGCCUUUUGCACCCUCCAACAAGGGGAGGUGUUGUGGGAGGGGAAGGGAGAUGGGGAGCUACGCGAAGCUCGCGAAGAGGGCGCUGGAGACGGAUAUGCCCGUUAUGGUGCAGAUACAAGAGUUGGUCCGUGGAGCUAAAGAUAUCAUGUCUCUAGCACAGGGAGUAGUUUAUUGGCAACCACCUGAUCAGGCUCUGAACAAGGUGAAAGAAAUUGUAUGGGACCCUUCAACCAGCCGUUAUGGUGGUGAUGAGGGUCUUCCAGAACUCAGGGAGGCUUUGAUAGAGAAGUUGCGGCGGGAAAACAAGUUAACCAACUGUUCCGUCAUGGUCACAGCUGGUGCAAAUCAGGGAUUUGUAAAUCUUGUCCUUACACUUUGUGAUGCUGGGGACUCUGUUGUGAUGUUUGCACCAUAUUACUUCAAUGCAUACAUGUCAUUCCAGAUGACAGGCAUCAAGAACAUUUUGGUGGGUCCUAGUGAUCCCAAUACACUUCAGCCAGAUGUGGUGUGGCUGGAGGAAACCCUCUCAGGAAAAGACAACAAACCAGUUCCCAAGCUUGUUACUGUUGUAAAUCCAGGAAACCCUUCCGGGGCCUAUAUCCCAGAACCUAUCCUCCUGAAAAUUUCAGAUCUUUGCAGAAAUGCCGGUGCAUGGCUUGUUGUAGACAAUACUUAUGAGUAUUUUAUGUAUGAUGGAUUGAAGCAUACUUGUAUAGAGGGUGAUCACAUUGUCAAUCUCUUCUCCUUUUCUAAGGCCUAUGGAAUGAUGGGAUGGCGUGUGGGAUAUAUUGCAUAUCCAACUGAAGUGCCGGGGCUUGCCGCACAGCUCCUCAAAGUCCAGGACAACAUACCCAUCUGCGCCUCCAUUAUAGGCCAGCGUCUAGCCCUCUACUCCUUAGAGGUGGGGCCCGAGUGGAUUCGCGAGAGGGUCCAAAACCUUGUGAAGAACCGCGAGUUGCUUAUGAAGGCUCUGGCUCCACUGGGGGAGGGGGCUGUGAAGGGCGGAGAGGGGGCCAUCUACCUCUGGGCAAAGCUUCCGGAUAAAUACUCCGACGAUUUCGAGGUCGUGAGAUGGCUAGUGAAUAGACAUGGUGUGGUUGUGAUUCCUGGGAGUGCUAGUGGAGGGCAAGGAUUCAUUCGUAUAUCUUUUGGAGGUCUGAAAGAGGAGAAUUGUGAGCUGGCGGCUGAAAGACUAAGGAAGGGUUUAGAGGAGUUGGUGAGUAAAGGGAUGGUGCAGUGAUUAACUGCUGAUAACUGAUAAAAAGUGUUGUUGAAUCAAUUCAAUUUCUCGAUUUACUAAUCGAUUUGAAAGAAAAAUACGUCGGCUUUCUGGAAUGGUAAUUGAUUUGCUUUUCUCCCUUGAACAUAGAAAAGAUUUAGUAGGAAAACCAGUCUCCAUUUAUGAUCAAGCUUCAUUAAUUUAGCUUGAUCGUGUUGUCCUUUGAAUAGCCGGAAAGGUAAUAAGAGAGUUACAAUAUCAUGAUGCAUUUUCUUUCUUUUUUUUUUCUCUAGAUGUAUUAAAUAGAAGAUAACAUUCUUAGAGUUUCCGUUGUUUUCUUAAUGGUAAACAAGUUCAAAUGUAUACUGAUGGGAUGAUCCUUGAAUGCUAUCCUUCAAUUCAUAUGCUUUUA
This is a messenger RNA of Ananas comosus (pineapple), 1875 nucleotides long. Its product is annotated as aspartate aminotransferase. Lineage: Eukaryota; Viridiplantae; Streptophyta; Magnoliopsida; Poales; Bromeliaceae. The record is from RefSeq and is a predicted model, not a curated record. Gene Ontology annotation, molecular function: catalytic activity; pyridoxal phosphate binding. Bases 156 to 1484 code for a protein of 442 amino acids. The transcript is spliced from 10 exons. Gene Ontology annotation, biological process: biosynthetic process.